Molecule: messenger RNA, 1101 nt
Organism: Ceratina calcarata
Lineage: Eukaryota; Metazoa; Arthropoda; Insecta; Hymenoptera; Apidae
Product: N-acetyltransferase family 8 member 3
Exons: 2
Coding region: 185-994 (269 amino acids)
Molecular function (GO): N-acetyltransferase activity
Source: RefSeq, a predicted model, not a curated record
CUUGCCGACCGCCAAUGCAGUGGUGCUCUUUCUAAAAUCUCUCACAUUGUACUCUACCGUAACCAUAACCUGACCUACACUUGGGUUCCUUGGGUUGGCUUGUUUGUUUUGUUUACAUUUAAUUUCUAUCUAGUUAGUUAUGUACAUAUUUUAUAAAGUGAAGUAGAUAGAUAUAUUUGGAAAGAUGAGCCAUAUUAUAGUAAUAAGAAGCUAUAAGCCGGGUGAUGAAAUUAAUUGUAAGGAGUUAAUAAAGGCAGGUGUAAUGUCUUCCUUAAAUUCAACGUAUUUCGGGAUUGUACUUAAAGAAUUGACAUUCCAAAUGAUGAUAUUAUUCGCCGCUAUAAUGUUCAUUUUCUUUGGAUUACCCCUGACUGUUUGUCUGUUGGUCGUCCCUCUCGUUAUUUGUCUCGUGUACGUUGCAACUUACAUAGGUUUCACUGCGAAAGCUAUGGAAGUUAAUGAAGAAGUUUCUAACAUACCAAGGAUUUAUAUGUCCAAUGCAUUCUCAUGCUUUUGGGUCGCCGAGGCGUUUGAACCUUACAUAAUGACACACCAUCCAAAGACUGUUCACUACACUGUGAUGACUGAACAACAAUUCCGUGACUCGAACAUUGACAUUUCCUCUCAGGUUAAGAGGAUAGUAGGAACUAUUGCCUUGUGUAAAAGUUAUAGAUUAGACAAAGGUGCGUGGCUGAAAAGGCUAUAUGUGCAUGAGCAAUAUAGGAGGAAGGGAGUAGCUUCGUGCCUUAUAAAUGUGGCUGUGCAAUUUGCUGUUGAUCAAGGAUACAGCUGUGCUAAUAUUGUUGCGUCAGAGUAUACAGAAGGUGGAAGAGAACUGUGCCUUAAGAAAGGUUUCGAAUUGCAACAAAUGUAUCAUAAACCUAUAAUGGGUUCACUCGUGACCAUAUUAAUGUAUGAAUUGUCAUACCAAAUUAAGCCUGGCGAAGAUGAUUACAUGCCUGUUGCUUAUUGUAGAUCUAUGCUUAAUAAGUAAAAGCUAAGUCCAAAUUUCUUGAAUUUGAGGUCUUCCAAAUGAAAGUGCAUUUAGAAUACAAUUUUAUUAUCCAACAUAACUUUAAUCAUAUCUGUAUAAAAUAUGUA